This is a messenger RNA of Microtus ochrogaster (prairie vole), 2760 nucleotides long. It is a transcript of the gene Cd34, whose product is annotated as CD34 molecule. The coding region runs from base 200 to 1351 and encodes 383 amino acids. NCBI's taxonomy places the organism in Eukaryota, Metazoa, Chordata, Mammalia, Rodentia, Cricetidae. The transcript is spliced from 7 exons. Gene Ontology annotation, biological process: cell-matrix adhesion. Gene Ontology annotation, cellular component: membrane. The record is from RefSeq and is a predicted model, not a curated record.
UCACGUUGGCAGCAGCCAAGGAGAGGGGCCGGCUCCGCCAAGACACAACAGGGAGGGGAUAAGCCAGCAUCCCCCACCCCCUCCGGACACGGAGCAGGGGAGGAGAGCAAGUAUCCCCCACCCCUGCGCAGGGCGGAGGAGAGCGCGUCCCGCGCCCGGCGCCUCCUGCACCGACGCAUCUCCAGAGCGGUGCACGAGAAUGCAGGUCCACAGGGACGCACACGCGGGGCUCCUGCUGCCGUGGGGCUGGGUGACUAUCUGCCUGAUGAGUCUGCUGAAUAUAAACAGCUUGACCUCUGUUGCCACAGAAACUACUGUCCCAAGAAUAUCUCCAUCAGUUCCUACAAAUGAGUCCAAUGAGGAAACUACCACACUUAGCAUCUCUGGAAAUACCAGCUCCCACUUCCUCUCUCAGGAAGGCAAUGGGACCACACCAGCCAUCUCAGAGACAACAGUCAACUUUACUGCUACUUCUGGGAUUCCUUCAGGCUCUGGAACCACACCAGCUUUUGUGCAAUCACAGACGUCCCCAACCAUCACACUGCCCACCACUUCAGACAAUGCUUCCACUUCAGAGAUGACCUUGACGUCCAGCAUGCCAUCUGUAAAUGUUUCUGAUUACUCACCUACUAAUAUCAGUUCUGAGAUGAUAUCAACCACUGAAUCCUAUGCAUACACAUCAUCUUCUACUGUACCAAUUACUAUCAAGGAUUCUUACCUGAGACUCUGGAUGAGGUUCAAGUUUACGAGUAAUUUCAUCUCUUGCUUUUUCUUUUUGUCUUUCCAGGAUGAAUUUAAGAAGGAAAAAGGAGAGGGCCUAGCCCAAAUACUGUGUGAGAAGGAGGAGGCUGAGGCUGCUGCUGCUGCUGCUAGUGUCUGCUCCUUGCUUCUAGCCCAGUCUGAGGUUAGGCCCGAGUGUUUGCUGAUGGUCUUGGCCAAUAGCACAGAACUUUCCAGCAAACUCCAGCUUAUGGAAAAGCACCAGUCUGACUUGAGAAAGCUGGGGAUCCAAGGCUUCAAUAAACAAGAUAUUGGGAGUCACCAGAGCUAUUCCCGAAAGACUCUGAUUGCACUGGUCACCUCGGGAGUGCUGCUGGCCAUCUUGGGCACCACUGGCUAUUUCCUGAUGAAUCGCCGCAGUUGGAGCCCCACAGGAGAAAGGCUGGGUGAAGACCCUUAUUACACGGAGAAUGGUGGAGGCCAGGGCUAUAGCUCAGGACCCGGGGCCUCCCCUGAGACUCAGGGAAAGGCCAGUGUGACCCGAGGGGCUCAGGAGAACGGGACCGGCCAGGCCACUUCCAGAAACGGCCAUUCAGCAAGACAACAUGUGGUGGCUGACACAGAACUGUGACUUGGCUGGGUGGGCAAAACUGGGUGGUAUCCAGGAAAGUGGCAUCUCUGCCUCUGACCUCAUGCUGCCUCCAGCUCAUGUCCUACCUUUUCACAUCACACACAUUUUAGAGACUGUUCCCAGGACAUUUCACCUUUGUGGAGACAGAUAAACUGCCUUCUGAACGUUCAGCUCCCUGAACCCAAACUCUGACCUUUGGGUCAAGUUGUGAUGGAAAGAAGCCUAGGUCUAGAGGAGCUGCCAAGAAGAUUGGUGGCUAUGCAGCACUUGCCUGGGGUCUUCUCUUCCUCUUCUCUUGCCUCUUUACAGUGACUCUUGGGAAGACUAGUUUUUCUAAGCUAUACCUUCCUCCCAAGAAACUUUGCUUUUUACUGUUUCUUCUUUCUAUUUUCUUCCCCUUGCUUUAGGGAAACCAAGGUAUUCACUGACAUCUGCACCCUUAUAAGUAUACAGCCAGAAACAGUACAUCUCUUAUAACUCUUCAAGACACUGUGGAUUUAGUCACCGACUUCUAUCUUGGUCGCAUGUUCCCGAAUAUCCGUCUACAGAGGCCAGGACAACUUUCUGUCUGGUUCCUGAUACUGGGCUCCAUGCUUUCAAGCAACAGCUCACCUAGUCUAUUGGGGCCUCACAGAAAUUCCCAUUGGUUCAAUGUAGACAGGACAGUGGAACUAGACUUUGAACUGAGCCUCUUUUUUUUUUUUUAAUUUAGUUUUGUUGUUAGGAUUGAUCCCAGAACUUCACACAUCACAGUCAAGUGCUCUACCAUUGAGCUAUUCCCUCUUCUUAUUUAGAGGCAAGGUUUUAUGUAGGUGACCAGGCUUGCCUUUAAUUAUGCAUUCAGGCAGGCCUUAAACUUAAACUCUUGCUUUAGGCUUCCAAGUAGCUUGAAUUACAGGUCUGAAUUACCAGGCUCAGUUGAGCGCUUCAUAACCUCCUGGGCUCUUCAGAAGAACCCUCUUGCUGUGAGGCUCCUAACCUCCUAUAACUCUAAGACUCUCCCCACCCUCUGACUCCUGGGGGAGCUGUGGCCUCAGUCCCCUGGUAGACUCCUUUUUGUCUGUGCCUUUCCUAGCUCAACCCCCUUCAAGACUACAAUCUUCCUCUCCUGGGUCUUACCCAGGACCCCUUCUCUAAUUUUUCCAGGGGGUGGGGGAAGAACAGGGAUCCUGAUUUCAAUGAGACUGGAAACAGAACUUUCCAGAGAUGAGAAGAUUGGGUGAAUUUUUUUCUGAAUAAACAGUGAUGAGUGAGAAUAAUAUAAUUAAAGUGAUGAUAAAAUCUGUGCUGUGGCCUAUCAUGCUGAGUGUGCUAAGUGACAGGGUGGCUUCCAUUUCAGGCCUGGGGAAACUGUGUGGCAAUAUGGGGGAGGUCAACCAAGGAGGAGCUCUGCAUAGGGAGGGACUCAG